CCUUGGCCAAUGGAUGCACGUCAAGACUCAACUGUCGGAGCUCCCAUCUCUUCUUUCGCGACGUAGGCUGUUGAGAGUGACAUGGAUCCGCUGCGAAGACUUCUAUCCAAACUUUCGACCUGAGAAGAAGCUUACUUCAUUUUAUGUCUUGAGUAAAACUGUUCGUUCGGACCAUGACUGGACGUAAUGACGUACAGCAGGUCUACUGUCGUCUUUAGUAGAGUUGGGAGUUAGUUGGUGACCGGAGUACUUGAAUGUCGGAAGAGAGCCAUAGGAAAUCCCCGAUGUCCUGCGCUGGCAGGUGAGAUGGACGUGGAUCUCCCCCCUCCUCCCACCCCACUCCCCCCUUCCACCCCCCUCAUCCCACCGGGGUCUCCCUCUACCCUGGACAAUGUCUCACCAACAUCCCCUAACCCACUCCCCCUGCCUCCCAACCCUCCCUCACCCCGACUCACUCAGACUCCCCAAAUUCAUCCCAUUGUCAGCCUCUCGUCCUCCUCCUCCCACUUCCUCUCCUUCUUCUCCUCUCCCCAUCACCCCAAAAUCAUCCGUUCAUUCACCCACUGCCACCACCUCCACCCCAUCUCCCUCUACCUCUACCCCAUCCACCUCUCCUGCCCCCCGCCGUUGGGGCUUUGCGGACCCCUCCACCUCUCUAGCCUCCUCGUCCUCUCCUGCCCCCCGCCGUUGGGGCUUUGCGGACCCCUCCACCUCUCUAGCCUCCUCGUCCUCUCCUGCCCCCCGACGUCGGGGCUUUGCUGAUCUGGCUAAACGUGUGUUGAUGCAGGAACGACUGAAGAAAGCUGAGCUGGAGGAGGCUGAAGCGGGUGAGGAAGAUGAGGAUCCUGAGGAGGACUUGUCGUUUGAGGAGAUGGAGGAGAAGGCCACGUCUGGAGAUGCCAGAGCACAGACCAGUCUGGGCAGAUACUACCUGGGGUUGGCUGAGGAGAAGGAGGCGGAGCUUAAUAACCGCCUGGCAGUUGAUUGGCUGGUGCAGGCCGCUAAGCAGGGACGGAAGAGUGCAGCCCGUCUUCUACAGCGCUGCUGGAUCCAGAGGACAGGUAUCGGUGAGGAUAAUGAGGAGGAGGUGCGUCGUCUGUCGACAGAGAGCAGGUUUGAGCAGACGGUUCGGAAGGCGGCCAUGAUGAUGUUCAGGAAGCUGAACCCCGACAGGAAGGAGAAGAUGGCGGUGUCUGAGAUGAUGGAGAACGUUGGACAGGUCAACGCUGCGCACGGUGGCGCCACCACGGACCAAACCCAGAAAGUCCUGGAGAACAUGGUCACUGGAGAGACUGGUCAGUUUGUUGACUUGGAUGACUUUGUAGAGAUCACUAAGAGGUAUACCCAGGGCAUGGCCCCCAGCACCGGCUCUACCCAGAGCAAGGGCCCUGCACAAACCUCUGGAGGGAAGCAGAGUGGCCUGGUCCCCAAGAAGCCUCAGAAGGGAGUGUGGGGGAUGGGUCGUAGUGACAUGUUGAUGGACACCAGACGACACUUCCUGGUGUUGCAGUACCCUAUCACUGCGGUCAUCGAGGUGAAGGAUCAGCUCAUUGAUUGGGCGUCUCGCGCCGGCGUCCAAUGGCUGAGCACGGUGAUCCCCACGCACCACGUCAACGCGCUCAUCUUCUUCUUCAUCAUCAGUAAUCUGACUGUUGACCUGUUUGCCUUCUUCAUCCCACUCCUCGUCUUCUACCUCUCCUUCAUCUCCAUGGUGAUCUGCACGCUACGCAUCUUCCAGAGCAGCAAGGCGUGGGAGAACUUCAGUGCCCUAACAACCCUGCUGACCAGGUUUGAGCCUGGCCUGGACGUGGAGCAAGCAGAGUCUAACACUCCUCUCCUCUCCCUCUUCCUCCUCUCCUCUCCUCUCCCUCUUCCUCCUCUCCAGGCGUGGGAGAACUUCAGUGCCCUAACAACCCUGCUGACCAGGUUUGAGCCUGGCCUGGACGUGGAGCAAGCAGAGUCUAACUUCGGCUGGAACAAUCUAGAACCCUACCUCUACUUCCUGAUAUCGGUGUUCUUCAUCGUCUUCUCCUUCCCCGUCGCUGAUAAAGGAUGGAUCCCCUGCUCGGAGCUGUCCACGGUAGCCAUCUUGUUCACGGUGGUCAGCUACAAGAGCCUGAGUCCUUCGGGCGCCACCUACGCCAAACGGGCGCUCAUCACUGAGGUGGCAACGUCUUUGUGUUCCCUGACCAGUCUCCUGCCCCAGAGUGCUGUUCUGCUGAGGAUGCUGAGCCACACCUUCACUACCCUGCCACUAGGGGAUUCAGUGGUGAUGAAGAUCAGUCUGCCCUGCCUGCUAGACCUCUACCUCUACUUCCUGUUCUUCAGUAUGGCUAGGCAGCGUGGUUUCCGUGGGACCUACUGUUUCCUGGUCCCCUACUUGGUCUGCUUCCUGUGGUGUGAGUUCUCUGUGGUGCUGCUCCAAAACUCUUCCCCCGUGGGACUCAUCCGGACCUGCGUUGGCUACUUCCUGUUCCUGUUUGCCUUGCCCGUGCUGGCCGUGGGGCUGGCCGCCAUGGUCCUCAUCCAGCUGGUCAAAUGGUUCCUGGAGCUGGAGCUCACCAAGAUGAUUGUGACGCUGGCCGUGUGUGCGGUGCCGGUGACACUGAGGCUGUGGACGCGCUUCAGCCUGUCUCUCAUGGACGUGUUCCACUCCAUGUCGCAACGCGGCGCCGUCAAGCUCAUCCUGUGCUGCGUCACCAUGGUGAUGCUGUUCUUCUGGAUGUACGUGUACCACUCCGAGGGACUGCAGGGGUAUAACUCUACGUUGACCUGGAGACAGUACGGGCAGCUGUGUGGUCCUCCUGCCUGGAAGGUGAAAGGUGUGGCUCAGACACAGAUCUUCUGUACACACCUGGACGGACACCAGGUGACGUGGACCGGGAGGUUCAGGCAGGUGCGUGUAGCGGAAACUGAGAACGGAGCCCAGUCCGUCAUCAACCUGCUGCCGGUGUUCAUGGGAGAUUGGUUACGCUGUCUUUACGGAGAGACCUAUCCUAAAUGUGACCCGCUGCGGAACAACUCUACCAACACCUCCACAUCCUCAACGGCCAACUCCAACACCCCCGACGCCACGGCAACCGUCGCUAAUGCUAACCUCACCGCCGCUGACUACGCCAACGCCACAGUGCUUGGCGUUGCCGUGCCGACGGCCGUCCUCCUCCGGCAGCAGGAAGAGGAGGAGCUGUGUGUCAUUAAGGCUUUGGCCAAACACACGUGUCACGUGAAGCGAUACGACAGCUAUGUGUUGGAGGUGGGCGUGGGGAUGCCCGAGGAAGACGGGAUUCCAGAGGACCGGGCCAGAGACAUCAAACUGGUGGCCAGUCAUGAGUUCAGACAGGUGUUGCUGCGCCUGCAGCCCGGCAGCCUGGUGGAGUUCAGCACUACGUUGGAGGGCCGUCUGGGGGGCCAGGUCCCGUCCUUCGAGCUGAAGGCCAUCUACUGUCUGGACUGUGACUCCUCCCUUCUAACCACUGCCGGACAGGUGAAGAUCGAGAGAGACUGGAGACGGACCACACUCAACUCCGUCAAGUUCGCGUUCGACUUCUUCUUCUCUCCCUUCCUCUCGGCACGUAUCGACGUGUGACAGGACGAGAAAGGAGAGAGAUGUUGUGACGGGGUGAAAAAUAUAAAGAGGAAUAGAUGGAUAGAAGGAUUUCAAUUCAGUACAACUUUAUUUUUGUCCUGGAAUGUUUUAAUGUGUACAAUAGUUUGUCUUGGACCUUGUCUCCCCCUCUCCCCCCCCCUUCCUGUCCUAAAGGAUCAACGUGUGACCAACUAAUGGUGGAAGAGACAGUGGCAGCCAUUUUUCACAAUGGACUCUGGGGGGGAAAACAUAGGAAAUGGAUGAAUGAAGGAAUUCAAUUCAAUACAACUUCAUUUGUAGAGCAACUUGGUGAUUAAAGGGAUGGGUUGAUGGACAGAUGGACGGAGGUGUGAAAAGGGGCGUGUCUCUGGUUGGAACACCCGAAGGGAACGGUUGCUACAGUUACACACAGUUGCUGCUGUUCUCUUCUGGAAGCCAUUUUGUAAUUUUUUUUUUUUCCAAGAGGUGGCUCGUUACCACGGCAACAACUUCUACUCAGUCACCGGAUACAUUCACUGCACUGUCUUACAACUGGUCAUUUUUUUUCAUGAGGUGGCUCGUUACCACGGCAACGAGCUGCGGGCAAGCGUUUUUUUACGACAGGAAUGGAUGGUUGGGUCAGAUUGUAUCUAAUCGGGCAGAAACACCCAGAGAGCUGAAAUCAAACGAGGAAGUGGGUCGUCUGUAAACUGCAUUAACCUGAAUGUAUUUCCACUGGAGCUGUCGUUUCUCAGUGGGAAACGGAUCACAGAUAGCCAGAGUGGUCUUUUUAAAACGGGGAUAACUGAAGGAAGACCCUAGGGAAUCAUGGCGAAUGAAGAUUUCAGAGGAACAGUCCUUUCAAAUAUAGUAUUAAGAGUUGUGUAUUUAACUGUCUUAGGAACACACUGAUGACUUGUGUAUGUAGCAUAUCUAUGUAUCUAUAUAGUACUACAACUACAUAAUGUAUGUACUGUAUGUACUGUAUGUAUGUAUGUCUGUACUGUACGUACUGUAUGUAUUGUAUGUAUGUAUGUACUGUAUGUAUGUAUUUGCAGUGGUUUAUCUGAAAUGUAGCACUUAGUAACUUUUGGAUGUUUCCCAGCUAGCACACAACGUUCUGAAAACCAUAUGUUAACCCGAGUGGCGCUGCGGUUUAAAGGCACAGCGUCGCAGCGCUAUAGAGGCGUCACUAAAGACCCUGGUUCGAUCCGGGGCCUGUAUCACAACCGGCCGUUAUCGUGAAGUCCCAUAGGGCGGCGUACAAUUGUCCCAGUGUCGUCCGGGGUUUGGCCGGGGUUUGGCCGUCAAUGUAAAAUAAGAAUUAGUUCUUCAGUAGUUAAAUAAAGGAAAGGAGGACCUCUUAGAGCCUGUUCCCUACACCUUCCCUGCACUAUGACAUCACAUCUAUGUCACCAAUAGAACCCUGUUCCCUACACCUUCCCUGCACUAUGACAUCACAUCUAUGUCACCAAUAGAACCCUGUUCCCUACACCUUCCCUGCACUAUGACAUCACAUCUAUGUCACCAAUAGAACCCUGUUCCCUACACCUUCCCUGCACUAUGACAUCACAUCUAUGUCACCAAUAGAACCCUGUUCCCUACACCUUCCCUGCACUAUGCCAUCACAUCUAUGUCACCAAUAGAACCCUGUUCCCUACACCUUCCCUGCACUAUGAUAUCACAUCUAUGUCACCAAUAGAACCCUGUUCCCUACAGAG
Oncorhynchus tshawytscha (Chinook salmon) is the source of this 5286-nucleotide messenger RNA. Its product is annotated as wolframin-like. The record is from RefSeq and is a predicted model, not a curated record. Gene Ontology annotation, molecular function: protein binding. Gene Ontology annotation, cellular component: endoplasmic reticulum; endoplasmic reticulum membrane. Gene Ontology annotation, biological process: calcium ion homeostasis; endoplasmic reticulum unfolded protein response. The transcript is spliced from 20 exons. Lineage: Eukaryota; Metazoa; Chordata; Actinopteri; Salmoniformes; Salmonidae. Bases 392 to 3586 code for a protein of 1064 amino acids.